Colias croceus (clouded yellow) is the source of this 385-nucleotide messenger RNA. RefSeq names its product ATP synthase membrane subunit K, mitochondrial (gene Neb-cGP). Bases 121 to 288 code for a protein of 55 amino acids. NCBI's taxonomy places the organism in Eukaryota, Metazoa, Arthropoda, Insecta, Lepidoptera, Pieridae. The transcript is spliced from 3 exons. The record is from RefSeq and is a predicted model, not a curated record.
ACUUAGGUAGGUAGGUACGUCAUAGUUGAUAAUUCUUAUUAUACCUGUCAAGUGUCAUUCUCUGUUCCACCAGCCGACUACUUUGCGUUUUCAGGUUGUUAUUACAUAAGAUUUUACAGAAUGGCCGGAGAACCAGUUGAUGAAUCCCAAUUUAAGGGACUUUCAAAAUACUUCAACAGCUAUACAAACACUGGCAGAGCCAACACAGCAAAAGCCACCUAUGCAUUCUUUGGAGUUGUGAUAUUAUACUUUGCAUUGAAGCCAAAGAAGGCUGCACCUGCAAAGUGAAUAGUGAGGAACAUUCAUGAAAAUUGUUAAUUUAAGUGAUAAUAUGGUUUCUUUUGAUCAGUGUAUAAUAGUGCAAAUAAAAAUCAUGUAAAACUCA